GUAAGGGGCAGAGAGGGACUGAUUUCUGUAUGAUUUCUGCUUCUCAGUUGGAGAAACUUGUAGAUAUGUUAUCGCCCCAGUAUCGCCCCAGUUUCGCCCCAGUAUCGCCCCAGUAUCGCCCCAGUAUUGCUCCAGUAUCAGGAGAGAGGAUGGAAUUCCCCUACAGAGGGAGAAUCACAGUGCAGUUGUUUCCCAGUAUAAAGUCACUGCCAGUCCCUCCCAGUAAGGGAAAGUGAAACUAAACUGUCAGUGGGCAAAGAGCAGAGGCACCGAGUGGAACCAGCCCGUCCCUUCCCUUAUGGCUGGUUGGGGGUUUCUCCUGUUCCUUGUACUGCCGGCAGCAGGUUCCAUUUUAGAUAUUUCUGCCCCUUCUCCCAAACGUGUUCUCCUUGGAAAUGAAGCUCAACUCAGAUGCACCUUCUCAUUGGCCAAACCUCCCAUAAACCCACUGUUCCUCGCUGUCUUCUGGUACUUCCAGGAUAUGGAAAUCCUUAGAUAUGAUAACAAAGGGUUGUCCCUCAGCCCCAGGGUGGCAUUCAGUAAAGAGGCAGCAAAUAAUGGGGAUGUCUCCGUGUCUCUGGCCAAUGUGUCCAUCUCUGAUGGGGGGAUCUACAGGUGCCUGGUGAUAUACAGCCCGGAAAAGAUGGAGAAGGAGGUUCUGUUGGAGAUCUUUGCUCCCCCAGUGAUCCGUAUCCCCAAUAAAGUUAUUCAGAAGAAUAAGGAGAACACUCUGACUUGUACGGCCAGUGGUUUCUACCCCGUGGAUAUCAGAAUCAUUUGGUUUAGAGACAAUGAAGAACUCACUAACUCUGAGUUGGACAAACCAGAGAGGAACCCAGACGGCACAUACAGAGUGAGGGGCACCGUGACGUUACCCCCAAUGGAUGGGCAGUUGGACCAUAACUUCUCCUGCAGAGUCCAACAUCUCUCUCUCCAGCAGCCUCUCCAGGAAGAUGCCCAGUUGGAGUAUAAAGAGGGAAAUUCCAGCUCCGUGACUGUGGCCGGGGGCAUUGCCCUGGGGGUGAUACUAGUUGGGCUGGUGAUUGGCCUCGUCAUAUGGAAGCAGAGAAGGAAAGCUCUGUUACAGGGUUACACGGUGAGUGAGAUUAAUGGGCCAGAGAAGCUGUUGGAUGGAGAAGAGGCCACUCUGUACUGUACAGCCACUAACUGCCCCCAGGGGAACCCACAGGUCACAUGGAGUGAGGAGAGGGCAGGAAAGCAGCGGGAGAUACCCCAGUGCCACCCGGGGGGCCCAGGGGAAGCAGAACGGCUGUUGGGGGGCUCCUACUUCAUCACCUGUAGGAAAGAGGGGCUGCAAACCCACUGCUCCUCCCUGAGAUUUGUACCCCGUGUGGGGCAACACAGAGAUGUGACCCUGAUCUGCAGGUUUGUCUGCGCUGGGGCAACUACGGAGAGGCGAUUCCCCUGUGCCACCAUCUAUGCCAAACCAGCGCCGGUAUCAGUGGUACCAACUCUGUGUGACUCUGGGGAGAUCCUGUACUCUCUCACCCUGCGGGGAUUCUACCCCAGAGAUAUCUCCAUCACAUGGACCUGUGGGGCAGGAGAUUCCCAGGGCAGAAUAUUAUCCACAGAACUAUAUGAGGGGAAUCCGGAUCCCACAUUCAGUGUGUGCAGUGAGGCCAGAAUUAGUGGGGAUCAGUAUAAAGAUCCGGCAUUCCGAGUGGGUGUGGCCUGGGAACAUGGAUCCUUGGAUGCACCGGGAUACAGAGAGAUCUCUGCACAAGAUCCAGAAUUCCCAUGGAAACCAGCAGUGGAGCCAAUACAGGAGGCUAAGUUUCUCCAUAACAGCCCCACCACCCUGCGGUGCAAUAUCUCGGGGUAUUUCCCAGAUGCCCUGACAGUGACGUGGCUGCGGAAAGGGGCACAAAGUGAGGAACUAACAGAAGUGCCCAAUACUCACCCAUAUAUACGGCCCCACAAACAGCCAGAUAGCACCUACAGCUGCACCCCCAGUCUGAUCAUUUACCCCUCACUGAGAGAGCAGGGGGCAGAAUAUACCUGCAGGGUGGCACAUCCCAGUCUGGGGGAACCCAUAGACACGAGCACUGGGAGGAUCAAUGUCAUGGCUAAACCCGUGUGUCGGGAUCCGGUACAAAUGGAUCUUCUCAGUAACAGCAGAGUUCAGUUCUCCCUCACCCUACGGAGCUUCUACCCCCGAGAUAUUCACAUCAACUGGAACCUUGGGGAGACACGAUAUACUCAGCCCCCCACAGACACAGUCACCCAAUCAGAUCCACUCACGUAUGAUAUCACCAGUGUCUGUAUCUUCCCUGGGCAUCUGUUCUGUAAUCCCGAAUAUAAAGCCCAUGUGACCUGGAACCAUGUGACUAUGGAAGCCCCUGAGUCCCGGGAACUGUGUGUAACAGAUUUCCCCUGGCGCCCACAGGUAGGAGAGAUCCAGGUUCCUACACUGGGGAAGAAGAAAGUGGCACUGAGCUGUAGGGUCUCUGGGUACUUCCCUGAUGCCCUGACUGUCAACUGGUUCAGGAAGGGGAAAGGAGACCAAUCUGAGGUCCCACUGCCGGCCCAUUCCAGUGGCUUAUGGUUGUUUGGCUUUUUAAAGGGGAAAGGUGACCAAUCAGAGGUUGCAUUGACUGCCAAAGUGGGUAAUUCAUCCAACUGGUAUACAAAGCAAAAAGGAGACCAAUCAGAGGCUGCCCUGCCUGCCCAGUGUGAUGGACCAGUGAUUACUGAUAUACGUAACAAGGGUAAAGGAGACCGGGUAGAACUUGCCGUGCCUGCCCAUUCUGAUGGGUCACAGAUCACAGACACAAGUAAGAAGGAGGAGAAAGGAGACCAAUCAGAGGCCUCAGUGAGCACCAAACGCUAUAAAGUCUCAGAACCCAAACCCCAGAAGCAGGAGAAUCAGACAUGUGAAACAGAAUUAUCCUUCUCCCCAGAGCAGAAGACUGACCAAGGGGCUGAAUUCAUCUGCAGAGUGGGGCACCCCAGCCUGGGGCAGUUAGUAGAGAGAAGGGUCGGCCCAUUAGUGAUCCCUGAAUAAUCCCCAUUCCUGCCCCAUAACUCCCCCAAUGUAUUUGUCAUAUAUUUAUAUACAUGAGCGCAGAAAGUCUACAGUCAUUAAGCAUCACUAUCCAAGCCCGCAUGUAUAACACACCUCUGGGAAAAUAUGAACCCCCCCAACCCACCAACUAUGGCUGGGCCAAAUGCAGAAAUACACAGACUGCAUGCAAUACUUACUGUAUAUACCAAAAGAACAACCCCUGAGAGGUUGGACAAGUUAUGGGGCUCUUGGCCAACCCCCUAAGGUACCAACCCACAGAUGCUACAGCCUAGCACUGAAUAAGCUCUCUACAAUAAAGACAAGUUUUAGUGGACCAAGGAGUGCGACAAUUUCUCUUCAAACCACUGAAUAAGCGCCAUCUAGCCGCCCUACCCACUGUAUCUCCAUGGCAAACCCUACACCCCUUUACUUGUCCAUUAUAUUGUUAAUUAUUGGCUCUUGUUAUUUAUUUCAUUUUAUUUUUAUAUCUGGAUUUUGUAAAUAAACUGCUCCAGCUGACAGUUAUAUAUAUACAAGUACAAUGCCAACCCUACGCACUCUUGAAGUAAUUUUUUUUUUUUAAAUGUUGAUGUGUAACAGAUGUACAUGCAAUAUAUGAUAUUGAUCAAUAAAGGUUAUGAUGU
Xenopus tropicalis (tropical clawed frog) is the source of this 3669-nucleotide messenger RNA. RefSeq lists its product as uncharacterized. The record is from RefSeq and is a predicted model, not a curated record. NCBI's taxonomy places the organism in Eukaryota, Metazoa, Chordata, Amphibia, Anura, Pipidae. Bases 299 to 3025 code for a protein of 908 amino acids. The transcript is spliced from 9 exons.